This is a messenger RNA of Coregonus sp. 'balchen', 2571 nucleotides long. The record is from the annotation of a GenBank genome assembly. NCBI's taxonomy places the organism in Eukaryota, Metazoa, Chordata, Actinopteri, Salmoniformes, Salmonidae.
UAUUGUUCUUGUCUAGAAGUGCUUCCACCUGGACCUGUGAAUGGUACAUUGGGAGGAAAUGUGAUUUUCAAAACCACCAUCAAUCCAACCACACUUAGUGCAGUCUCUUGGACAUUUGGUGAUCCCCCUGUCACCAUUGUUGACUUUCUCAGUUCUGAAGGUCCUGUGACCAGAGCGGGAUAUGUUGGUAGGAUCAGUCUGGACAAUAGCACUGGAUCUCUGGAGCUCAGGAAACUGACCCUGGCUGACAGAGGAGAAUACAGAGUGAUCAUAGGAGAGUCUGAUUUUAUGCAGUUGGCAGAUACUUCACUGAAUGUCUAUGGUGAGUACCCCCUGAGUUCCAAAAGAUGUCACUGAAUGAUAAAUGUGCAUUGAUAUUGUAUUGAGUUGUCAACUAAUGUGAAUAUAAUGUACUUCCAUCCAUAAAAACAAUAUAAAACAAAAAACACAAUGUGCUUGUUGAAAUGCAGUUACUCUAGUCUUUAAUGGUGCAGUUACAAUUUAUUUGAUGGAUAUCUCUUGACACUCAUACAUACAUGAUCCAUGGUCAGAAGCAGAGCUAGUGCGAGGGCCAUGGGUGUGACCACCAGGGUUGGGGUCAAUUACAUUUAGAUUCCAGUCAAUUCAAAAAGUGAACCAAACUCCAAUUCAAAUUUACAUUUACAUUUUUACUAAUUGAAAACCAUGGAAGAUAAUUGGAAUUGGAAAUUAAGUGUACUUCCUGAUUUUACUGGAAUUUAAAUGGAAUUGACCACAACCCUGGUGACCACCCCAGGGCCCACGCACCUAGGGGCCCCCUGUUCCUGCAUAUAAACAUUUAAUAAACGUUUUCAACGAUGAUGUACCAAAAAACAUUAUUUGACACUGUAAAAUAUGGCAAAUGUAUAUAUAGUACAAUAUAUUAUACGAUUUCAUUAAAUCCUGGAAUUGGUCUGAGCUGGUGUUGCUUAUUUUAUAAAGCAAUGUACAGCUGUCUGUCACUGUACCCCCUUGAGGGCCCCCCUGGCCUGGGACUGGCAGCUGCCUGGGCUGGUGGCUGGCUGCUGCUGGGAGGGACCAGGGUCUUCAAAAUUAUUAUUAAUUUAUGUAUUUAUUUAGUAUGGUUUGUUAGUUUAAAACUACUAAUAUUCUACUUCAUACAGCACCAAAACAACAUGAAAAUUAUUUUCCAGAAUACUAUUCUACAAGAAUAUUAAAUGAACACAGAUUGUUUAGCCAAGCCUUUUCAAUAUUCACAGUUAAUUUUUUUUAUCGUCUCACAGCCAAGAGGCUAUAGGCCAUUAUUGAACAUGCAGCUACUGUAAUGAAGCAGGCAACGUAUUAGGCGACAUCAUUUUCAAACAUUUUCCAAAAUGCAAUUAGCGGGAAAACAACAUUCUAAUAGGCAGCUGAUGCCAGCGGUUUCAUGUGACAGAGGUGAAAAUCUCUGUAAAAAAUGCAACAACUAUGUUAGAGUUGCAACUCUGUUAGAGAUGCAACAACUAGGAUUGGUUGUUAAUAUGACUAGACUCUUAGAAAAAAAGUGUCUAUCUAGAACCUAAAAGGGUUCUUCGGCUGUCCCUUAACUUUUUGUGUCAACUUUCUUUCGUUGUCCAGACGCCAAAGGCACAAUACUAUACUCUUAGAAAAAGGGUUCCAAAAGGGUUCUACGGCUGUCCCCAUAGGAUAACCCUUUUUGGUUCCAGGUAGAACCCUUUUGGGUUCCAUGUAGAAACCGUUCUACCUGGAACCAAAAAGGGUUCUCCUAUGGGGACAGCCAUAGAACCCUUUUGGAACCUUUUUCUAAGAGUAUAGGAUUGUGCCUUUGGCUUCUGGACAACGAAAGAAAGUUGACACAAAAAGUUAAAGAACAAGAGAGAAAUGCUGGUUUCAAUGGCAUAUGAGGAAUAUUUAUAAAAUAAAUCCCUAAACGUUUCUAUGGUCGGAUUUUGGCUAUAGGCUACUUUGAAGCAAGGUAAGACAUGCCUCAUAAUAGGCUAUGAAGUAAAACUCUGUUUUCACACGCGAUUGCAUGAAGAAAUGUUGCACAACUGACUGGGAUUAUAAGAACACAUGAUUAAUGAGCUGUGAGCUCUCGCUUCGCUCAAACUAGGCUCUGUAUGCGGUAUGCGGUAGCGCGUCAUAAAUAAGUUACAUGACGAAAUAACCUACUAACAGCCUAAUUAGAUUUUAUAAUGGGGCAUAUCAGCUAUUCAUUUUAAAAGAUUUGCUAAGGACUCCUCGAGAGCGCCCUGCCCCAUCUGUGCUGGUACUCGAGCUCCACGUCUGUCCAUGGUAAUGUAACAUGAACAUAUCUCAUAUUCUUUUUUCCAAACCACAAUAAUUAGUAUUAUCUCAUUUUGUACUCUUUUCACUGAAACAGUAUCUGGUGCUACUAUCACAUUUACCCCAAACCUACUAAUCAUCGAGGGGGGCUCUGUCACCUUAACCUGUGAUGCUGCUGGCUUCAACAUCACCAGAGAGUGGAUGAAGGAUGGUCAGCCUCUGUCUUCUGGUGACAAUAUCAUCUUAUCUGAGGAUAAGAGAGUGCUGUCCAUAAAGAAGAGAACAGACAGUGGAGAAUACCUGUGU